Molecule: messenger RNA, 632 nt
Organism: Oncorhynchus masou masou (cherry salmon)
Lineage: Eukaryota; Metazoa; Chordata; Actinopteri; Salmoniformes; Salmonidae
Product: paired box protein Pax-5-like
Exons: 6
Coding region: 1-567 (188 amino acids)
Source: RefSeq, a predicted model, not a curated record
AUGACGUCAGCGAUCUUCAGGUCGAGUCCUGAGUUCCCGAUUUUACAAUUCCCGAGUUGGAUGAAAACAUCAGAGUAUUCGGCCAUGGCUCUAGCCGGUGGAUUGGAGGAGAUGAAAACCAAUCUGGCCAAUCCAGGGUCAGCGGGGGAGCUAGGAGCCAGUGUUCCGGGCCCACAGUCCUAUCCACUACCAGGUCGAGACCUCUGCAGCACCACCCUCCCCGGCUACCCCCCACACGUCCCCCCAACGGGCCAGGGCAGCUACUCUGCCUCCUCACUGACUGGUAUGGUACCUGGAGGAGAUUUCUCCGGGAGUCCCUAUUCCCACCCUCAGUAUUCCACAUAUAACGAGUCCUGGAGAUUUCCAAACCCCAGCCUGUUAGUGUUCCAACAGGACUAUGGGUCUCUUCUGGGGACUGAGAUCGGAUGUUCCUCUGGGCUCUUCACUGCCAGCCAGACGGGACAGAUGCAAGGGGGGGGGGGGGGGUCGCCGUACUACUACAGCGCGGCAUCGCGAGGGGCGGGACCGGCUGCCACGGCAACUGCCUCCGCCUACGACCGCCACUGACCCUGCCCAUCAAUGAUGAAGAGGAAGAGGAGGAAGAAAGGAGAGAUAGCACCAGCACUGUCCAA